Messenger RNA from Blastocystis hominis, 199 nucleotides. RefSeq lists its product as hypothetical. The coding region runs from base 1 to 147 and encodes 48 amino acids. The transcript has 2 exons. NCBI's taxonomy places the organism in Eukaryota, Bigyra, Opalinata, Blastocystidae. The record is from RefSeq and is a predicted model, not a curated record.
AUGGAGUCAAAUAGACACGGUAAUCUCGUAGUUUUAUCCAACCGUCCCGAAGAAGUCAAGUUGGAAGAAAGUGAUGAAGAAUGCAGUCAUCGUGUCUUCUCUUGCCUUUAUCAUCCGCAGUUUGCCUACCAUUCUGGAGACGUAUAAUCUCUAAUUUCGGUAAUUCUGCUUUCUUUUAAUUUGGUUUACUUCUGAAUAA